This is a messenger RNA of Arachis ipaensis, 1783 nucleotides long. The record is from RefSeq and is a predicted model, not a curated record. NCBI's taxonomy places the organism in Eukaryota, Viridiplantae, Streptophyta, Magnoliopsida, Fabales, Fabaceae.
AAAGAAAGAAUCAUUUAGUUACUAACAGCACCCAAAAUAUAAUAUAUUUUUUCUCUUUGACGAAAUCACCCCUUCACUAAAGGCACUAUCUUAUGAAGAAGGGGCAUUGCCACGUAAAUUCACUCGCGAGAGCCUUUCCUUCAAUGUACGCUUCGUUGCAGAUAAUCAUGCACGCCACCAAAUUAGGGUUCAUUUUCACACCUCUCAGCUGCUAAAGCUUUGCUUUUGUACGCUAAUUAUUCCCUCCGUAACCGUGCUCUGCAAAAAUUAGUCUCAAAUUCUCGAGGGGUUAGGGUUUUCCUCCGCACCAACAACAAUGAACGGUGCCGGAUCGGGAUCCUCGAACCUCUGCAUAAACGACACUCUCACUGACGACGAGCUUCGUUCGAUCCUGGCGAAGCUGGAGAGCGAGAAGGACAAGGAGAUCUUCGGGUUGGUGUGUAAGAGGUGGCUCCGAUUGCAGAGCACCGAAAGGAAGAAGCUUGCGGCGCGUGCAGGUCCACACAUGCUUCGCAGAAUGGCUGAUAGGUUCACGCGCUUGCUCGAAUUGGACCUUGCCCAGUCCGUUUCGCGGUCGUUCUAUCCCGGCGUCACCGAUUCCGACCUCGCCGUCAUCGCCAAUGGUUUCACAUGCUUGAGGGUCCUCAAUUUGCAUAAUUGUAAAGGUGAACUCUUUUUCCCUUUUUUUUUCCGUUGUUUUUGUUUACUUCUGAUCGUCUUGUUGCAGUCAUUGGAUGUAUCCUACUGCAGAAAGCUGACUGACAAGGGACUAUCUGCUGUCGCUAAAGGCUGUAGCGACUUACGGGUAUUGCAUCUCGCCGGUUGCAGAUUCGUUACGGAUGGUAUAUUAGAAGCUCUCUCCAAAAACUGUCAUAAUCUAGAAAAACUGGGAUUGCAAGGGUGCACAAAUAUUACCAACUAUGGAUUGAUAAGCCUUGCAAGUGGUUGUCAACAGAUCAAGUAUUUGGACAUCAACAAAUGCAGUAAUGUCAGCGAUGUUGGUGUCUCUAGUGUUUCUAGGGCUUGUUCAUCAUCUCUCAAGACGUUGAAGUUGUUGGAUUGCUACAAAAUUGGGGAUGAAACCAUAUUAUCCUUGUCCAAAUACUGCGAUAAUCUUGAGACUCUAAUCAUUGGUGGUUGCCGGGAUGUCUCCAACGACGCAAUAAAAUCUCUUGCUGCUGCAGGUAGGAGCAAUCUUAAGAACUUAAGGAUGGAUUGGUGUCUAAACCUCUCGGAUUCAUCAUUGAGCUGUAUUUUAAGUCAAUGCAGAAACCUUGAGGCACUGGACAUUGGUUGCUGUGAGGAGGUGAGCGAUGCUGCUUUCGAGCUUAUAAGCAGCGAGGAGGUGGAUUUGAGGUUGAAGAUUUUGAAGGUUAGUAACUGUCCGAAGAUCACAGUGGCAGGAAUAGGCAUUCUUGUGGGAAAAUGCAGUUAUCUGGAAUACUUGGAUGUGAGAUCAUGCCCACAUAUUACUAAGGCUGGCCUGGAUGAGGCUGGUCUCCAUUUUCCUGAAUUCUGUAAAGUUAAUUUUAAUGGUACCAUCAAUGAGCCUGUUGUGCUUAUUUGAUUCUAUAAUUAUAAUUAUAAUUCUUAGUUGUAAAGAUUUGGCAUCGACAUAGGGUAUUCUUCCUACAUCAAUAUGAUGAACUUUAUUGAUAAGAGAGGAGAAUAUUUUUAGUUUUCUUAUGGAACCCACAUGUGUAAUGUAAUGUAAUGUAAUAUAUAUCAUAAUUUGUUGUGAUUUGAGUUGUAAAUUUUGGCAGUAUGAUUACGAUUGUUUUCA